AUGUCCUUCAUUUCGAUAUUAACCUACUUCAUCGGGGGUUAUACUACCCUCGUUAUCUCGCUAUACAUGCUCUCCGCCGUCGUUCCCGCAGCAGGGUUUGCUGCUCGUACCCUCGCCGCUUACAUCUCUCUCAUAAUAUGCGCCAUCUACGGAGCUCUAGCAUCUAUAGUCCUAAGAAUACUCGGCCGCGAACAAAUUGCGCAAUGGACAACAGCUCGUGCCUUCAAGUAUGUUAUGGCCCUUACGACCGGUAUCACCUUCGAAGUUAUCGACCCGAAGCGACAUCUCGAAACCGUUCGACCCGCCGUAUUUAUCGGAAACCACCAAACCGAGUUGGAUGUCCUCAUGCUUGGAUGCAUGUUCCCUAAAUACUGCAGUGUGACUGCGAAAAAGGUGCUGAAGAAUGUGCCAUUCUUGGGAUGGUUCAUGUCGCUAAGCGGCACUAUCUUCAUCGAUAGGAAGAACUCGAAAGAUGCAAGGGAAGCUAUGGCUGGAGCCGCCAGGGAAAUCCAGAAGAAAAAGCAAAGCGUCUAUAUGUUUCCCGAGGGCACACGCAGUUACGCGAAGGAACCCGAUCUACUUCCUUUCAAGAAGGGUGCUUUCCAUCUUGCUGUCCAGGCUGGUGUACCAAUCGUUCCGGUAGUAGCAGCCAACUAUUCGCACGUACUUUACCCCAAGGGUCUUGUAUUCAAAGCCGGAAAGAUCCCUGUGAAAGUCCUCGACCCAAUACCUACCGCCGGAUUAAAACCUGAGGACGUCGAUGAGCUAACGCGCAAUACUCGUGACCUUAUGCUUAAAGAGGUGGUCGCGUUAACCCAGAAAGUCCGAAACAAGCCCGUUGCCGUGCCUGCUACGAGUGGCGAUGGCGUCGUGCAUGCUAGCGGAGCUGACGCCACAUUAUCGUGA
This is a messenger RNA of Hypoxylon trugodes, 906 nucleotides long. Its product is annotated as acyltransferase-domain-containing protein. Gene Ontology annotation, biological process: phosphatidic acid biosynthetic process. The record is from RefSeq and is a predicted model, not a curated record. NCBI's taxonomy places the organism in Eukaryota, Fungi, Ascomycota, Sordariomycetes, Xylariales, Hypoxylaceae. The coding region runs from base 1 to 906 and encodes 301 amino acids. Gene Ontology annotation, molecular function: 1-acylglycerol-3-phosphate O-acyltransferase activity. The transcript has 2 exons. Gene Ontology annotation, cellular component: membrane; endoplasmic reticulum.